This is a messenger RNA of Hydractinia symbiolongicarpus, 1666 nucleotides long. RefSeq lists its product as uncharacterized. The transcript has 5 exons. The coding region runs from base 502 to 939 and encodes 145 amino acids. The record is from RefSeq and is a predicted model, not a curated record. NCBI's taxonomy places the organism in Eukaryota, Metazoa, Cnidaria, Hydrozoa, Anthoathecata, Hydractiniidae.
GAAGAAGGAAGUUUAAACAACCCUUCUACUGAUAAGACGAUUUCGGCAGGCAACCAAGUCAUACUUCCUUGCAGGGAAUAACAUUCUAGCAUCAUAUAAAUUUUCGACAUCGCAUAUGACCAAGUCCGCUGGAGUGGGAAACAGUCUAGACGAAAUUCGUUGUAUCAUCAAACCAGCAAACAUCCCAAUCACAGGAAAUUGUAUACAAACAGACCUAAUGUGUUCGGCAAAUUAUAAUUUGCAAGGUAUCACCCUUGCGGUGUUUCGUUCUACCCACCUAACAACACGUUGCUAUAAAAGCUUGGCUGAUGCAAAAUGUUAUCACAGAGAAGCUCUCAGGAUCAAGUGAAGACGAUUCAGGUUAAAAGCAAGGUAUACAAAGUGACAAACUCGUAACAUAAAUCUAUUAAAUGCUUCCUGAAUUGUUCAUCUUCAAGAUUAUUUCUUUUUAGAUAACUUAUUCUUCAUUGAUUUACCAUUCAUUUUAUUUUUCACGCAACAAUGCAUAAACCCUGCGUUUACAUCUCUACUGUCUUGCUGUGUUUGGCAUCAGGGACUUUGGCCCAACUUAAUUGCACGAACAUACCGUCUGUUCCUAAUACACCAGCUGAUCCACCAAUAACGAGUCUGAUAGCAUCUGCGAACGAAAAUAUAGUGGUUUGCAAUCAAAUAAUUCCAUUUUUCAAUGCUUUUAUCGCAAGUGCAAAAUUGCCUGGUGUCAAUAAUCAGAUAAAAGAAAUCGACGGGGUUUUGAGUCAACUUCAAACACGCAUAGAAAUCGUCAAUCGAAGACUAAAUUGUGGGCUUGUUGCUAGUGUGCAGGAAGCACAAAAUCUGCAACAAACUUUGCAAAAUGAUCUAGUUUCAAUAAGAGUACUGGCUGGAAUACGAUCGAGACUUGUAAUAAUAAGAGAUCAAUUGGUGCACAUUAUUCAUUAAUUUCAACGUUACAUCUUUACUCCUAUUAUUAACAAAUUUUUGUACCUUCCUGUUGUUGAAACUAGCCGUUUUAACUUUUAAAGCAUAUUUGUUAUAAUUUAAUAACUCUGAACAAUAUUAACAUCAAGGGAAAUGGAGUACAAAUAUGAUGCAGGAUGAUUUUUGUAAUUUUUUGUUGUUGUCGAAUAUUAAAUUUAAGCGUAUUAAAAUUUGUAUUUUUUUGGUAUUUGUUUUUAAAUAUUCAUCCAAGGGAUGUGGUGUAAAUCUGUGCUUAAGAUUGGUCAUUUUAGCCUUCUAGUAGCAAGAUAAAAUAUUACGCUUUGUCUUAGAUGCGAUACCCACUCUUGUUGUUUUUUAACGAAACAUAACUCCGAUUAUUCGAUUAUGCAUCAUUCGGUGAUAUCUCUAUUUUGGUAUGUGUUAGGUAUGGUAUGUGUUAAAGAGGACAUAUGUUUCGCCCUCAUGGUAUAUCGCAAUGAAGUAGUAUCCUGGCUCUACAACAUGUGCUAGACAGAUAGGAUUGGAUCGAUAGCACAAUCGGUAGAGCAUUCGUUCGGCAAACGAGAGGUCCUGGUUUCGAGUCCCACUAAAUCCAUCAUCUUUGCAGUACUUAGGAAGAUAAUGCGCAGUAUUACUUAUACUAAUAUUAUGAAUGUAAUUAACCUAUUAGGAAGAAUAUACCAUGUCAAACCUUUAGAAACUGGAUUUGGUGGUUUAUGUUAAAAUU